Molecule: messenger RNA, 1062 nt
Organism: Lolium perenne
Lineage: Eukaryota; Viridiplantae; Streptophyta; Magnoliopsida; Poales; Poaceae
Product: nicotinamidase 2-like
Source: RefSeq, a predicted model, not a curated record
CUCUCGCUCAGGCUCAGCUUCCCCUGUUCCGUGCGCGCGCAGCUCAACCGCAUCGGCCCAUAUUUCUCGUGAUCUUUUCUCUGUGAGUUAUCACACUCAGCAUCAUAUCCCACCUAGCUCCCAUCAGCCAUCACACCAUGCCGCCUCCCGCCGCCUCCUCCGCGUACACCAGGUACGAGACGCGCCGCCGGGACCCCAACCCCGGCGCAGCCGCGCUCCUCGUCAUCGACGUGCAGGGCCACUUCGCGUCGCUGACGGCGCCGGCCAUGCCGGCCAUCGCCACCACCGUGGCGCUCUGCCGCGGCGCCGGCAUCCCAGUCAUCUACACGCGCCACGUCGACCCCGUGCCGCGAAGCCGCCCGCUCGCGGAGUGGUGGGCGGGCGACCACAUCGGCGCCGGAACGCCGGCCGCGGAGCUGCUCCCCGGAGCCGGCCGCGCCGCGGGGGACCUGGUCGUGGAGAAGAGCACGUACAUCGCCUUCGCCGCCGGCACGGGGCUGGAGGAGGCGCUGCGCGGGAUGGGCGUGGAGGAGGUGGUCGUGGCGGGCGUGAUGACGAACCUGUGCUGCGAGACCACCGCGCGGGACGCGUUCGUGAGGGGCUUCCGGGUCUUCUUCUCGGCCGACGCCACGGCCACGGCCAGCCGGGACCUGCACGAGGCGACGCUGCUGAACAUGGCGUAUGGGUUCGCCUACAUCGUCGACUGCGAGCGGCUGGAGGCGGCAUUCGGGAAGGACAAGUGAAGUCAAGUGCGAACGGAACGGCAAGCUCUUCAAUUUCCCAGCUAUUCUUCAUGCAAGUUACUGAACUGAACUAUCCGCGACUCUGCCUAUGUUUUCAACUGCCUAAUGCCCUUUGCACUACUACUCCUUCAAAACCGUGUUUGCUAAACCCUAGCCAAUACCACAUCGACACAUUUGAUGCUAGUUUCAGUGUUUCAUACAGUUGCCAGUUUGAGUUCUUCUCUAGUUGAGAAGCUGACCAGAGACCCAAGAGUAGGAGAUCAAUGUGUUGAGUUUGUUGAUCCAGAUUGCCUUCACUUGUCAGUACCAUUCAAACUCA